AUGGCGAGCGCCAUCGAAUGCCACUCGCCCUACACGAGCCCUGCGGCGCACUGGAGCUCGCCUGGCGCCUCGCCUUACCUCAAGCAGCCGCCUGCCCUGACGCCGAGCAGCAACCCCGCAGCCUCCGCAGGCCUGCACUCCAGCAUGUCCUCCUACUCGCUGGAGCAGAGCUACUUGCACCAGAACGCCCGCGAGGACCUCUCAGUGGGACUGCCCCGUUACCAGCAUCACUCUACUCCAGUGUGUGACAGAAAAGAUUUUGUCCUCAACUUCAAUGGGAUUUCUUCCUUCCAUCCCUCAGCUAGCGGGUCGUAUUAUCACCAUCACCACCAGAGCGUCUGUCAGGAUAUUAAGCCCUGCGUCAUGUGAACGUGAACGGAAAGAGGCCAAGUGAUGGCCGCUCUCUCCUCUCCCCUCCUCAGAGGGGGCAGAUAGAAACUGGGACGGAUUCACGUCACAUGCACGCGGAUAGCAGUAAGCCGCACACCUGCCACUUAGCCAGAAUGCCCAGGAUCGCGUUGGUCACUGUUAUUUGCCUACUGCUGAAAGAAGGACAACCGUUGGCAAGGUAGCGUUCCCAGUCCGAACACCUGCACGCUCCCACAUGAGGGAGAGGGCAGAUUGAGGAGGUGGGAAAAUGUGCCAUGCGUCAGGCAUCAACGUGUAACUCUGGGAUCUUCGUUGCCUUCAGUAAUCAGGGUCUGAAAAAAGCAGACAAGUUGUGUGUGUGUGUGUGUUUGUCUAAGAAAACUUGUGUGCUUUUCAAAAAGGCAGUGCUAAGCACAAGAUUUCAAGAAAGCCUCUUCUUGUUGCCUAGCUGAGUGGGAGACUCAUUUUCCCCAAACACUACAUUUGGAUACAGGUGCCAAAGAACAUUAUUAAGGAAUUAUUUAGAAACAAUGUGUCUAGUUUAAGAAAGUGGUUUUCAGUAUUGUGACAAUACAACGUUUUUACAAGGUUGUUUUCUACCACCAUAUUUUAAAGAUAUUUUUAUGACCUUCGUGUAUACUCACACUUUGCUUGUAUUUUAAAAGGAGGAUAUAUUUGCACUUAUGUAUACUUUUACAGUUUGCCAAAAUAUUUUGUUGUAAAAUUUUUUUCAAUAAAAUGUAUAUAACAAAUAGU
Messenger RNA from Mandrillus leucophaeus (drill), 1125 nucleotides. It is a transcript of the gene FOXF2, whose product is annotated as forkhead box F2. Gene Ontology annotation, biological process: animal organ morphogenesis; regulation of transcription by RNA polymerase II. The record is from RefSeq and is a predicted model, not a curated record. The transcript is spliced from 2 exons. Gene Ontology annotation, cellular component: nucleus. Gene Ontology annotation, molecular function: RNA polymerase II cis-regulatory region sequence-specific DNA binding; DNA-binding transcription factor activity, RNA polymerase II-specific. Bases 1 to 369 code for a protein of 122 amino acids. Lineage: Eukaryota; Metazoa; Chordata; Mammalia; Primates; Cercopithecidae.